AUGUCUGCUCGUCAGGGACUUUCGAAUCUCGUGUCGUUGUCCGUUUCACAUGUCGCGCUCAACCCUGUUUUCGCUGGAGCUCUCCUGUGGGCGCUGACUAGGGGACCAGCGAAUGUGCACAACCGCCUAAUCAACUCUGUCUCCGCGCUAUGCGACCCAAAAACACUCGCACGCGUCACCAAGCUUCUUCGAUGGUUGCUCGCGCUGGGCGUGAUCAAGACCGUCAACAAGAAGCUCAAUCAGCUGGCGCUCAACGCGUACAGAAUCAACAACGAGAGGAAGAGAUGGAACUGGAAUGAAGAAGUUGCAGUCGUGACUGGAGGCUGCAGUGGUAUUGGGCUCCUGACGGUCAAGCGAUUGAUCCUCAAAGGCGUCAAGGUCGCGAUCCUGGAUGUCCAACAGCUUCCGCCGGCACUUCAGGGCUAUGCCAGCAUCAAGUUCUUUGCCUGCGAUAUCUCGGACCCUGAAGCGGUUUCCAGCACUGCUGAGAAAAUCAGGGCCACGAUGGGGCCGCCCUCAAUCUUGGUGAAUAAUGCUGGCAUCACGCAGCCUCAUACGAUUCUCAAGACAUCGCCCGAGUAUCUGCGCAAGAUCUUCGAUGUCAACCUGCUCAGCAACUGGUAUACGAUUCAAGCGUUCCUUCCGGAUAUGAUCAAGAGUAACAAAGGCCACGUCGUCACAGUGGCCAGCCUAGCGUCAUACUGGAGCGUCGCCGGGAUGGUAGAUUAUUGCGCGACCAAAGCAGCUGUACUUUGCCUACACGAAGGACUUGUUCAAGAGGUCAGGCACAAGCACAAGGCCCCGAACAUUCUGUUCACUUCAGUUCAUCCCGACUUCGUUCGGACACCUUUGCUUGAGCCAUACGUCCCGAAGCUGAACGCCAUCGGGAAGACCAUCUUGGAGCCUAGCGAAGUAGCCAGUGCUAUAGCUGAGCAGAUAUUGGGAUGCUCCGGAGGGCAAUUGUACUUGCCGAAGGGCACCAACCGGACCACGCUGAUUCGAGGAUGGCCCAAUUGGCUACAAGAGAUGCUGAGAGGCGGAUUGGCGAAGAUCAUACUGUCUGGCACAGAAUAA
Messenger RNA from Didymosphaeria variabile, 1074 nucleotides. RefSeq lists its product as uncharacterized. The record is from RefSeq and is a predicted model, not a curated record. NCBI's taxonomy places the organism in Eukaryota, Fungi, Ascomycota, Dothideomycetes, Pleosporales, Didymosphaeriaceae. The transcript has 2 exons. The coding region runs from base 1 to 1074 and encodes 357 amino acids. Gene Ontology annotation, molecular function: oxidoreductase activity, acting on the CH-OH group of donors, NAD or NADP as acceptor.